Molecule: messenger RNA, 1005 nt
Organism: Parastagonospora nodorum SN15
Lineage: Eukaryota; Fungi; Ascomycota; Dothideomycetes; Pleosporales; Phaeosphaeriaceae
Exons: 3
Coding region: 1-1005 (334 amino acids)
Source: RefSeq, a predicted model, not a curated record
AUGACUGCCACGGAUCCCGCCUGUGACGGCACGUUCGAUAUCCUGGACAACUUGCCCGACAAGAUCCGACCAAAAUAUGUCGACAAGCUGACCAGGGAUCAAAUGGCCCAAGUCAUUCUGUCGGUUUGGCGAGAGAGAGAUGCUGCAAAGGCCGACGCCGAGAAGCAGUUGACCUCCAAGCUUCGCCCCGUGUCUGAUGCUUCUGCUUCGUGCAAGUCACAGGCGCCCAUACUACGCAGUGGAGCAAAUUUAGCAAGUGCCAUCGACACAUCCGCUAAGGGAACGAAGCACACUCGCGUUGAGAAGCGACCCAUGGCGACUGAGACAUCGCUCGCUCUAAGUCGAAAGGUUGCUAAAAAGAUAAGCACAAGCGCAAAUGGAGAGCACGAUCUCUGCGACCUUCCCCGAUCCAAAGACAAGACUGAUGAGGCCUCCCGCAAGAACACCAGAGCAGAGACAGAGGAUCCAGAAACAUUUUCGACGAAGGUAGAAGAGACAGCGAUCAGGCCAGAAAAGGACUUUACGCCACCCAUCGCAGAUGAGAACCAGACGCGACAUCUACCACUCAUGCUCAGCCUGAAGAAGGAAGAUGAGAGCACAGAUUACAAGAACAUCCAGGAACUCCCAUCCACUGUGCUCUCAGAGCUGAGGAUGCGCUUCGCCGAUAGAAGCACCGGCAACAAGUCCAGGGUCAUAGCCUACAACAGACUCUUGGGUAGCCUUGCCAAAUACUCAGAAAGACAAUUCUGUGUCUGUGAUCAAAUCUUCAAAAACCUGAAGGCUACACGAAAGGGAAUACCUAUACUAUCUCAGACUUUUGUGAAAGGUGGUAGACUAGGUGUGAGCGCAGACGACAAGUGCAUUGACGAAAGGAUGCCUUGUGUACAUCUUGUUCGUAAGCAGAAGGCGGGUGAGGAUGAGUAUAUCCUUGUCAUUGUGCCUCUACCAGAGCAGUUACGAGGCAACGCCAAAUGGACAGAUCUAAAAUUCUGGGUGGUGGAGUAG